This is a messenger RNA of Anarrhichthys ocellatus (wolf-eel), 2313 nucleotides long. RefSeq names its product synaptophysin-like 2a (gene sypl2a). The coding region runs from base 210 to 923 and encodes 237 amino acids. Lineage: Eukaryota; Metazoa; Chordata; Actinopteri; Perciformes; Anarhichadidae. Gene Ontology annotation, cellular component: synaptic vesicle membrane; synaptic vesicle. The record is from RefSeq and is a predicted model, not a curated record. The transcript is spliced from 6 exons.
GCGGUUCAGUUGUACAGAGUUUGACACCACAGUCUUAUCAGUUGCCUGGCUGCGUGUUACUCUGCCGCCUGUUGAUAGUCGGUUGCCGUUUUAUCGCUUGCCACCGUUCGAAUGCAAAUGAAGUAACUUUAAAUCAGCUUUACAACAAAACUGACAACGUUCGGAGUGAAAUACAAACUACUUUCUACCGUUAGUUGUUGCACGCCUCAAUGGACACUGUUCAGAAGUUGAAGGCUGGAUUUUCUCUGGACCUGGGACCAUUAAAAGAACCUCUUGGAUUUAUUCGUGUCUUAGAAUGGGUCUUCACCAUCUUUGCCUUUGCCACCACUGGAGGUUACCGUGGGACAACCCACUUAACAGUCAAAUGUCCAGGAGUCCUGGAUCACCCUGUACAGCCUGUGUUUGGCUACCCGUUCAGGUUGCCAGCGUACCCGUAUAAGAUACCGUUGUGCAACAGCACUCUAUCCAAUGUCAUCUUCCUGCAGGGCGACUUCUCGUCCUCAGCAGAGUUCUUUGUGUGCGUCGGCGUGUUUGGGUUCCUUUAUUGCACCGCCACACUGAUCCUGUACCUUGGCUACCAGAACGUCUACCGCCAGACCAGCCGUGGUCCCAUCGUAGACCUGUUGGUGACUGCUGCCUUUGCCUUCCUGUGGCUUGUGUCUUCCUCAGCCUGGGGCAAAGGCCUGACUGAUGUCAAAUGGGCCACUAACCCAGUGCAACUAGUCACGACCGAGUCAUGCAAGGACAUCUGUGAGCCCGGAGAGUUCCCUUCCAUGGGCCGCCUCAAUGCCUCUGUGAUAUUUGGCUUUUUGAACUUGAUACUGUGGGCCAGUAACUGCUGGUUCAUUUACAAGGAGACUCCUUUCCACAAGGACCCCAACCCACCGGCCACCAUGGAGGAAGGAGAGGCCCCCGGGCCCUAGCCACAUCACCGAGGGUCCUCAAGCAUCGCCCUGUGCCCACAGCAAGAACCGCUUUGUGCACAACACUGGUUUCUGAUGUUAACCUGCAGAAAUGGAAAUAGAUGGAAGGCUAUUGUCCUAAAUACUCCCCUAUACCUCCUAAUACUUGUCAGAGCUAUUUUACAGUUACUAGUCUUUAGCUCAAGUUAACUUGGUCCCCAUUGACAAUGAGCAACGAUAAGUUCUUUAUCAUUUUUCUCCUAAAUCUGUCAUCGCUGUUUAUAUUUAGUGUUCAGAACAGCAGGCCUGCAGUGCAUUUGCUUCCACAUUAGCACUGUCCUCCUUUUAUGUCCGCCCUUCAGGGAGCCACUUAAUGAUGAAUCUCUGAUGUAAAAACCUAGAGUCUCUACUGGUCUUCAGACGGGGGGGAAACCAAAUGAUUUAGAAGCCGAGAGCAAACAGCCCUCACGGUCAAUAAAAGCAAGUGCUGCUAUGAGAAACACAAUCCAUCUUUUUAGGUGGGAGCAAAUGCACACCAGGGGUUCUGAGCAGGAGUCCUCCUUCCGUUAUGUAAUCUGUAAGAGGACGCGCUACAGUACAGAUUCCAAGUACUGUAACUCUAAACAUUUCAGUCACUUCAGUCUCAAUAGAUAUGUUGAAUGCGCCUUUUUUUUUUUUCUUCUUCUCCAUAAUAGCCGAGCCAUGCUGUAUGAUGUGACUAAGGCAUUUGUUCUCUUCUUUUCUGAGCUCUGCCUCCGAGGCACCAGGCCAUCUAAAGGUUCAAUUAACCACUGCACCGUUUCCCCACUAGGGUUCUAAUCUACUGACACUUAAAUAUACUUAAUAGCCCCAUGGGUGUUUCAGUUUCUACAAACUUUGGUUUUCUUGUGCUUAAAAAGAAUACACACUAAGUAAAAAGGAAAAAAACACGAUAUACUGUACUUUAAAUGAAAAAGCAGAGACUUGUCUUUCAAAACUGUAAUUUGGGUUGAUGCUUCAGGUUGUCUGUGACAGUGUUUAUCUUCAGCCUGUAUCCACACGUUCACUCAAGUAGCUGUUGUACUUCAGACAUCCAGCCCAACCAUGUUUAGUUCCUGUUUGAUCCAAAUGUUACAUCUACACUACUACUCAACACUGUCUCAUUCUGGUUUGAAUGAAAGGUGACUCACGGUGACAUUAUUUAUAUACAGUUCAUAAGUAUUUUUUAUCCACUAAUUGGUCCGUUGCAUAUUUUAAAAAACAAUGUUGGGUUUCUGUUUGUAUUUCCCAAUGGAAACAUGUCUGUGUGCAGCUUCUCCUUGAUUCUUUUUUUUUUUUUUUUUUGUAUUUCAGGUUUUCUAUUAAAUGUGUUGUACCACUGAGUAGCCUCAGGUUUAAUCUUGUGAUGAUAAAUAGUUCAAGUAACAAAAGA